CUAAGAGGGAAGUAACAAGAUUUAAAAUUACUGAUAAAGUGAGAUUGAUUUCACUUUUGGUUUGUAUCAUGUUGGAAGAAUGAAAAAGAGACAUUGACCUCACAUCUGGAGGAAAAGUUGAAUCUGAAUGAUGACAGAAAUGAGGUUUCAUUUCUAUGACAAUUGAUAAGGAAAAGUUGAGCUUACUUUUUUUUAUGGUUAUAAUAGUUCUAUCAAAAGCAAAGAUACAUCAUGGAUAUGGGCUGUCAAUUUGUUCAAUGCAAUUGAUUUUAACCUUAAACUUCAAUGAUCUAAAUGGAUGGUUUGUUUUUCUUAAUUGAAUAUAUUAUUCUGUUAUUGUUCCUUUUCCUGCAGUAGUUCUAAGCAGAGAAAAUGGUUCUAACAUCAAGCAUUACAAGAAUUCUACCAAGUUUGUUUAAUGAAUUAAAACAGUGAAUAUUCUUUGUGCUUGUCUAUAACCUAUCUAUAAAAGCAAGAAAAAUGAGUCUAACAACACGGUGCAUCUAACAAACUGGAAAUGGCCAAUUCACCCUCCUUGGAGAUUGAUGGGCAAGCUGCGAGCUGGGCUUCUCCAGGAAGCCAUUGUCGUCGUCAUCACUUCGUGCUUCUCCAGCAAGCUUUUCAUCAAUUUAUGCUACAACUACACAGCUUUUAUCCAAGUCUCUCUGUAUUGAACAUGGAAGGUUGCCCUGGUAGUACAGCAUGCUUGGAUUCUCUUGCAGUUGCAGCUAUUCCUGCCCUGCUAUAUUUCAACCUAAGCAGAUGUAAUUUGUCUGAUGAUGAGUGUGAAAAGUUUUCAGGCAGAUUACAAGUGAACUUCACUUUGUAUCCCUCCGGGUGGCUACAGAAUCUGAAAGUACUAAACUUGGGAUUCAAUGAUAUCUCAGAUGCUUGUUUGGUACACAAGAGAGGUUUAAUGAAUCUGGAGAGCUUAAACCUGGAUUCAUGUAGGAUUGAUGAUGAAGGUCUGGUUAACUUGACAGGAUUUUGUCAUACAAAGGAAUGGAAUGGAACAUGUAAGCUUAAAAAUUUAGGAAGUGUUUGGUUCACUGAAAUAAAGGAGGGGAAUCAUAUUUGAUUGAAACAACAAAACUUGAGCACCCUAUUUUGAGCACUAAUGCAGGAGAUGGAUUGUUUUAGUGAAUGUGCCUCAAAGAAUUGAGAGACAGUUACCACUACAAUGAAGUUCAAAUGCUCAAAAACCUCAUCCUCCCGUGCAAAUAACUGGCAUAUUAGCAUGUAUAAUCAAGAUGGUCAAUGUAUUUUCUUUAUUAUUGCCUAUGAAUGAUCCACAAUUCUUAAAUCAUGUUCUGUGGUUCAAUAUUUAACCAAUUUUACUUGUAAUUUCAAUUCAUACAAUAAGAUUUAUAAAACUUAAUGACAGCUUACAGUGUCUUUUGCCUUGCUCUA
Messenger RNA from Camellia sinensis, 1410 nucleotides. The record is from RefSeq and is a predicted model, not a curated record. NCBI's taxonomy places the organism in Eukaryota, Viridiplantae, Streptophyta, Magnoliopsida, Ericales, Theaceae.